AUGAACGAGACCAAUCGUUUGAUGGCCUCUGUGCAAGCUGCCAAGUUGUCAAUUCUGGCGUAUCCCGCCUUCCGCUUCCUCCAUCAAAAACUCCAUGACGCGUUCGUGUUCGACCAAGUGACUGAGGAAGGCGGGACCAAUGUUGAGAUUCCGGGUGAUAUGCUGACGCACUGGACGUGGGGCUCAAGCGCUCACUCUCUCAACGCUCAUAAACUUCACAUGGUCACCUCGGGGCAGGCAGCUGAUGGCAAUGGCUGCAAUAAUGCAGGCGAUAAUGACGAGCAGGACGCGAUAAUCGCUCUCAGCACCGUUAGAUGA
Molecule: messenger RNA, 318 nt
Organism: Sparassis crispa
Lineage: Eukaryota; Fungi; Basidiomycota; Agaricomycetes; Polyporales; Sparassidaceae
Exons: 3
Coding region: 1-318 (105 amino acids)
Source: RefSeq, a predicted model, not a curated record